This is a messenger RNA of Cuscuta campestris, 2867 nucleotides long. NCBI's taxonomy places the organism in Eukaryota, Viridiplantae, Streptophyta, Magnoliopsida, Solanales, Convolvulaceae. The record is from the annotation of a GenBank genome assembly.
CGCAGCAUCCGCCGUAGGUGAUACCAGCACGAGUUUCCAAGUUUGUCUCUACUUCUCCUGCAUGCCGACUUGUGCCGGUAUCGUAUAAUAGAUCUAGGAUUCCGUCAAUCGGGGAUUAGGGCGUUAUCAUACUGAAAUUGAAUUGAGGAGAAGACAUGACGACCAGGAGCAGUACAGCGAAGAAAAUGGCGAACAGAGAACGGGUAGAUGACGAUGAUGAUUUCGUUGACAAGAUUCCAAUAAUAAAGACCAUGCAUUUAGUAAAGACAACCUCAGGGCGAGUGUACAAAAGGUUGUGUGAUGAAGAGGUUUUGGUCGGGAAAGCAGGGCUUAAGGUGACUUGCUUUUGUAAUGUGUGGGUGGGUGCAAAAAGUAUUCGAGAUGCGGUGAGUGCUUCAGAGAUGGCUGAAUUGAAGGAAUCUGCAUUUGGAUUUUUCUUCAAGCUUGGGGGAAUUAAAUGGGUGAAUGGUCAGCUGUUGAUUUUAUUAACAUUAAAUCAUGUGGAACCCAUUAACAGGUGUGGAGAUGUAGAUAGAAUUAAGUUUCACAUUGGAGACAGAAUUGUGGAGUUUAAGAAAUCUGAUUUUGCGUUGAUUACGGGGUUGAAGUUUGGAAAGGAGGCUGAGUAUGGGGAUACUGACCUGGAAAAGGCAAACGACAUCAGUACAAGGUAUUUCAAUGGGAAAAUGAGCGUGACACGUAUACAAGUGGAGAAUGUGUUCAACAGUAUCAAGAACAGCAGGGGUAGAGAACGGUUGGAUGCUGUUAAAUUGGCUUUACUGAACUUCCUUAUGAACCAUGUGGUGGGUAACCAGGGUUUGACAAAAAUCCCAGCGCUAUACAUGCAUCUUGUUGACGACCUGCGACGUUUCAAUGGAUUUCAGUGGGGAGAGCAUCUCUGGAAUGACAUGGUGGAAAGCUUACGAAAAUGUUCGUCAAUUCUCAACACGGGAGAACAUUGCCGUUUUACGUUUCUAGGCUUCUUAUUCCCACUACAGAUUUGGACGUUUGAGACAUUCCCUUCUUUGCGUGAAAAUGGAAUAUGCAUUGUGGGACAGAAGAGGAGCAGUUUGACUCCUAGGGCAUUACGCUGGGAGACGGGGAAGCGCCCGAUGCAUGACCUGCUAGAGGGCUCAAUUUUCGGAACAGAAGAGAAAGUGUUCAAUGGACAGAGAUGGCUGCUACGACAGCGGAGAAAGGGAAAGAAAAGAUUGCAAUGUUAUUCUCUGCGGGAGAUGCAAGUAAAGCUAAUAUUAACGAUGGUGGAGGAGAGCACGUUGAUGAAGGGCAAGGAGAAGGGAAAGGUUGUGAUCCGCAAGAAGACAAAAGGGCAGAAGACGGAUAAGAAAUCAGACGGGUCACGCGGAGGUACUUCAAGAGGUGCACCACAAGGGAGGCAAAGUGAUUUGGGAGAAGGUCGGGAGAAUGAACCAUCAUUGCGAGAUAUAAUGACGGCAAUAGUGGUUAUGGAAAAGAGAAACAUGAAGAUGCGCAUAGAAGUUACGAAGCUGCGGAUAGCUUUAAAUGCCCAGAGCCGUGUCCUUAAUAGGUUUAUAUCAAUGAACAGGAUGGGUAAGCGUUGGCGUAAGGGCAAAAAACGCACAACAGAAGAUAAUGCGAUGCCAAGCUUUGAUUUGGGGUUUGAGAGUGAAGAGAAGAAAGAUGCCACCGAACCUGAUGUUGAUGAUGACGUUUGGGACGAGGUAGAAGGCAGGUGGGUGAAGGCCGUAGAUACCUUGGGCCUAGGGAAACGUCCUGAGAGGAAUGUAGAGAAUGAGGAUUGCGGAAAAGGGCCGACGCACAUGGUGGAAGUCGACAUGCUCUUGGGUGAUGUGGGCACAGCCAUAGGUGUUGAGGAUGUGCUGCGUACUGGCGUGUAUCAAACCAAAGCAGCAUCUCAAGUAAACGGAGACAUGUCAGCUAUGAAUAUGAGUGGUCAGGGAAAUGAAAUUAAGGAAGAUGUUGCAGGGUUCACUGGCAAGUUCGAGACAGCAUCGCAAGUUAUACAGGGACAGGUAUUGAGGACGGGAAACGGCAUUGAUCUGCUAAGGGCCGUGUAUGAAGAGGUUCAGGAUCCUGAGGAUGAUGCUGAGGUGGUUGUUGAAGAACCAUCAACACAGAUUGUGGUGUAUGAAGCACCGAUUGCAAGUGAGACACCACCGGAAUGGAGGGCAAAGGAAAAGAGGCCCUUGAAGUGUCCAGACAGGUUCACUCCAGAUGAUUUAGCAGUUCAGCGUAAAAGAAAAAGGGUUAGAACAGAGGGUGUGCGUGUAACCCAUUUUCGGGGAGAUGAAGAUGAAUUCAUGGGUCCAUUCCCGUUAGACCCGAAGGGGAUGCCUGCUGAGGAGGCAUUAAUGAAGGUUGAGACGUUUAUGUACCAAGGACUUUUAAAAAACCACCUUAGAGUAUCGGGGCGCAAGUACCGGGCCCCGGAUGAUGUGCUUGACCCAAGUUUAUACAAGGGUCACUACGACGAGGAAGAGACACUAACAAAGACCUGGUACUACAACAUAUUUUUCCCCUGGGGAUGGCUUUCGGAUAAGCACCUAGAUGUCAUAUUCUACUACCUUAGAAUGAAAGGAGUAGAGUUUGGGAUGGAGCAGCGUUACACAACGACAGACACCCCAUUUCUUGCAUUGAUGAAGACAUUAUGUGCGAUGUAUAUGAAUAAGGAACUAACAAUUGAACAAGCAACGCGUAAUAAGUCAAGUUGUGGGAUGUUUGUGGUGAAGAUGGCUGAGUUUCUGAUGAUGGGGUGCGAUGUGGGGGAUAUGGAUGAUCAUGAAAUUGCUGCCUACAGGAAAAAGAUGACUGUGGAGUUGUUUGCAUACUCUGCCAUGUAAUGUUAAUGAAUUUGUGGUGCUUGA